This is a messenger RNA of Eruca vesicaria subsp. sativa (arugula), 1507 nucleotides long. The record is from the annotation of a GenBank genome assembly. NCBI's taxonomy places the organism in Eukaryota, Viridiplantae, Streptophyta, Magnoliopsida, Brassicales, Brassicaceae.
AUGAGCUGCUUUGGUUGUUGUGGCGGUGACGAUUUUCGCAGAGUUGCUGAAACUGGUCCAAAGCCAGUGUACGGCGCAGCAGGUCACGGUGGAGGUCACCAUCAUAAGCCAGACCCACCCAAGAACUCGCCAGUCAUUCAGAUGCAGCCUAUCUCUGUGCCAGCUAUUCCAGCUGAUGAGUUGAAGGAUAUAACUGAUAACUACGGUUCCAAGUCCUUGAUUGGUGAGGGCUCUUAUGGAAGAGUGUUUUAUGGUGUUCUUAGAAGCGGUAAGGCAGCUGCGAUAAAGAAGCUUGAUUCCAGUAAACAACCUGAUCAAGAGUUUCUCGCUCAGGUAUCAAUGGUUUCGAGAUUGAGACAAGACAAUGUUGUUGCUCUUCUGGGGUAUUGCGUUGAUGGACCACUCCGUGUUCUUGCUUAUGAAUUUGCUCCUAAUGGAUCUCUUCAUGAUAUUCUUCACGGUCGAAAAGGAGUGAAAGGAGCACAGCCAGGUCCUGUUCUGUCGUGGAACCAGAGAGUUAAAAUUGCUGUUGGUGCGGCUAGGGGACUUGAGUACUUGCAUGAGAAGGCAAACCCUCAUGUUGUCCACCGAGACAUCAAAUCCAGCAAUGUGCUUCUGUUUGACGAUGAUGUUGCAAAGAUUGCUGAUUUCGAUCUGUCAAACCAAGCCCCUGACAUGGCUGCUCGUCUUCACUCAACUCGUGUGUUGGGUACCUUUGGUUACCACGCUCCAGAGUAUGCAAUGACAGGAACUUUGAGCACAAAGAGUGAUGUCUAUAGUUUUGGCGUUGUUUUGCUAGAGCUCCUCACAGGUCGUAAACCAGUUGAUCAUACCUUACCACGAGGACAACAGAGUCUCGUUACAUGGGCAACUCCUAAACUAAGUGAAGACAAGGUGAAGCAGUGCGUUGAUGCAAGACUAGACGGAGAAUAUCCUCCCAAAGCUGUUGCCAAGCUGGCUGCUGUGGCUGCGCUAUGUGUGCAAUAUGAAGCAGACUUCAGGCCAAACAUGAGCAUAGUGGUGAAGGCUCUUCAGCCUCUCCUCAAUCCUCCUCGCUCUGCUCCUCACACUCCACAUAGGAACAAUCCUUAUUGAUAUCUUCCAAACUGAUACCACGCUUCAUCAUCAUCACUAUUUCAUUUGUUUUUGUUUGAAUACAAUUUGUGUAAAUUCGUGAAAAUAGGCUUUUUAUUUCUCUCAUUAAAAAAAACCCUGAAAGUCUCACUUGGAAACCUGAAUGUUGCUCUAUUUCUUUUUAUGUUAUUUAAUGCCUGCGGUGUAAGUCACUCUACUAAUUAUACAAUAUGCGAGGAAUUAAUAUCUGUUAUAUGUAUACUAAUACAAUGUGUUUGUGCCAUUUUGUAAAACUGAGAAGAUGGAUUAUUGCUGCAUAGGUGGUGAAGUGAACACUCUCACCAUCUGUUUAACUAAAUAUCUUGUGUUGCUGUCACUUCCCAAUCCUCUGACAAGCUUAAUAGCAUUAGGUGUAAAGUCCAUGUGCAUGCCG